UGACUGGAGUACUCAUGACCGUGGACUCCCACUGCUCAGUGGCCAUCUCUUCUCUCAGUCAGCCACAGUGCCCUCCUUCUUCCACUGACAUGCCUGCUGUUGAGAAAAGUAGUGAUCAAGAGCCUGCACAAGUUUCAGAUGCUAUAAUCGGAGGGGUUGUGGCAGUUGUUAUAGUUCUUAUCAUUGCUAUUACUAUUGCCAUUGUUGUCAUCAUUGUUGUUCUCAUCCUCAAGAAUCGCCGUGGAGAAGUUUCACUGAAGAACAAUUCUGACAAAAAGUCGGGAAGUGGUGAUAUUCACACCUCAACUAACGAGGCCUAUGGGAAGGUGGGGGGAGGGCAGAGAGAAGAGGGAUAUGAGCUGGUGGACAUCUCUCAUGGAGAACCUCCUCCUCCUCCAGCUAAACUGGAGGAGAUGUAUGAGGUUCCCUUGUCCUCUGCCCCUCCCCCCAGUCAGCCCCUCCCACCCAUCCCUCUCCCUCAUACUGAUGCUGACACUGUGGAGAAAGACACUGCUGUCUAUGAUGUCAUUCCUGGAGAUAUUUGACUCUACAUUCAUGUGCAAUGGUGUGACUUUUGACUGUAUAUACU
Messenger RNA from Geodia barretti, 589 nucleotides. The record is from the annotation of a GenBank genome assembly. NCBI's taxonomy places the organism in Eukaryota, Metazoa, Porifera, Demospongiae, Tetractinellida, Geodiidae.